Molecule: messenger RNA, 1829 nt
Organism: Prosopis cineraria
Lineage: Eukaryota; Viridiplantae; Streptophyta; Magnoliopsida; Fabales; Fabaceae
Product: transcription factor DIVARICATA-like
Exons: 2
Coding region: 730-1701 (323 amino acids)
Molecular function (GO): DNA binding
Source: RefSeq, a predicted model, not a curated record
AGCUCACCAGUGUCAUUCAUCUCUUCCUUUUUUAUUCUUGGCCUUUUGCUCUCUCAAGAUUAUUGCAAGCUUUGUUUUGAUUUCUUUUUCUCCUUCUUCUACCUUCUUGCUUCUAUAUAUUUCGUCUUUUCUGGGUUUCCUUUCUCUCUCUGUUUUUCAGGUGCUUGCUUCAUUCACUCCCUCGUGUUUCUUCCUCUCACUCUCUCUUGUUUCCUUAUCGCGUCUCUCGCUAAUUCGUUGUUUUACGUUGUUUAUAAUAUCAAUUGAGGGUUUUUCUGAUUAAUUUUCUUAAUUCCUUUUUCGUGUUUCUGGGUGUGUUCUUCAUUGCGUUGUUCUGUUGGCGUCCAAGUGGGAAGUUGAAUAUCUUCAGAUCUCUGAAUUGUGAUUCUAGGGUUUUCUCUGUGGAGUGACUGGAUAAUAGGUUUCAAUCUGAAUUUGAGGAUUUUUCCCCCUUCCUUUUUUAUUUUCUAAAGUGGUUUUACCAGAUUCCCUGUGCUUGGAUACAAAAAGAUAUUCUGAUUCCUUUUAUAAAAAAAAAUGCUAGUGGGUUUGUCCUUGAUAAUAUUCUUGCGUUGAAAAAACCUCUUCAUUUCAUCAUCAUCAUCAUCUCUCUCCCCUGUUCUUUAUCAAAAUUCACUGAAAGUUCCAGAGAUCAAUCACUCUUGUUCCUGAAUCCUCCCAAAUUCACUUCCAUGCUUCAAUAACUUGCUCUUUCUGAUUGGAUUUUUGAUGAUGAAGUGGGAAAUGGAUAUUCUCUCAUCUCCUCACAUCUCCAACCCCACAUGGCUCAUUCAAGAUGCCAUGAACACAACCAAAUGGACUGCUUCAGAGAACAAGCUGUUUGAGAAUGCUCUUGCAGUGUAUGAUAAAGACACACCAGAUCGGUGGGUCAAAGUUGCUGCAAUGAUACCUGGAAAGACCGUAGGAGAUGUGAUUAAGCAGUACAGAGAAUUAGAAGAAGAUGUUUGUAAUAUAGAAGCUGGAUUGAUCCCAAUCCCAGGCUAUCAUAGUAGUGGCACCACAACCUCGCAAUUCACCUUAGAUUGGGUUAACACUUCUGGAUUUGAUGCCUUCAAAUCUCAUCAUGGUGGCAAGAGAUCCUCAUCAGGUAGACCCCCUGAACAAGAAAGAAAGAAAGGUGUCCCGUGGACAGAAGAAGAACACAAACUGUUCCUUCUGGGUUUGAAGAAGUAUGGGAAAGGAGAUUGGAGGAACAUAUCGCGCAAUUUCGUGGUGACUCGGACACCGACUCAGGUGGCUAGCCAUGCUCAGAAGUACUUCAUAAGGCAACUUUCAGGAGGGAAAGACAAGAGAAGAGCAAGCAUUCAUGAUAUCACAACUGUGAAUCUGUCAGAAACCACAAGAACACCAUCUUCUUCUUCCUCUUUAGAAGACAACAAUAACAGCAGCAGAAACAGCAGCAACAACAACAAUGGAUGUAACAUAAAGCAGGAGUCAAAUCCAAGUGCUACUACUUUAGGUCAAGCGCAUUUUCAAUGGAACCAGGCAAAUGCAGGAGGAGGAAUUAUGGGGUUUAAUCCUUAUGGGGUUAACUCGUAUGGGAUAAGAGAUCAGGGCCAGAAUCUGCAUAGAAGUGCGCUUCUUAAUAAUCAUGACUCUUCUAAUUACUUUGGACCUCAAACUCAGAACAUGGUCUUCCAAAUGCAUUCUUCUUCUCCUCACCACUUUUCUCAUGCUUGAUGAUAGCUAUAUGGCUCUUGUAUUGAAGCUUUAAUUGCUAGAAUCAUCACUCCUUUCUUUUCGGGUCCAGCACACUAUGUUCUCUUACAAGUUCCGUGUGAAUACCAUAAGUUGGAAUUUUGAGUAAA